Prorocentrum cordatum is the source of this 622-nucleotide messenger RNA. The record is from the annotation of a GenBank genome assembly. Lineage: Eukaryota; Dinophyceae; Prorocentrales; Prorocentraceae.
GAGGUCUCCGCGCCGAACAACUCCGUGGUGGACGCCAACGAUGCCAACAGCGCGCCGAAGAGGACUGUUGACAAGAUGGACAACAUCUACGGUAUGACUCAGUACUACCAGAUGAAAGGCCUCCUGGUGAAGACCGUCGGGGCUGCAAUGGUCUUGGAGGCGCAGAAGAAGUCCGUGAAGCGGAACGCCCUGAUAGACCGGGUCCUGAAGCAGGACCUGCCCGAACGCAUGAGAGAGCUUCAGGAGAAGAAGUCCGUGGUGCACAUCCCGUGGUACUACGAGCGCGCCCUGAGGCGGAUGCAGUAGCGCGGCGUCCAUGGCGGGGCGACCCGCGCGGGCAUAUCCGCGGCAGCGCCGGCUCGCAGUGCCCCGCGCGGGCCGCGCAGCCGUCGCUGCGGCCCGCCCGCGCGCCCCGAGCUGUGUGGGCGGCGCGCCCCGCGGGCGGCCUCGGCGGCCCGCGCUCCUGGCGGCCCCCGUUUCCCAGCGCGCAGCGCUCUGUGCGCUGCGCGCCCUUCCCCUUCGACGGGACAGCUCUGCCGAGGUGGCGUCCGUCCGUGCAGGCGUCCUCGCGGCCCCCGUUUCGCAGACUCAGACCCUGCUGGGUGACAGGCCAGACCUGACC